Molecule: messenger RNA, 972 nt
Organism: Babesia ovata
Lineage: Eukaryota; Apicomplexa; Aconoidasida; Piroplasmida; Babesiidae
Product: Mov34 MPN PAD-1 family protein
Exons: 5
Coding region: 1-972 (323 amino acids)
Biological process (GO): proteasome-mediated ubiquitin-dependent protein catabolic process
Cellular component (GO): proteasome complex; proteasome regulatory particle
Molecular function (GO): metallopeptidase activity; protein binding
Source: RefSeq, a predicted model, not a curated record
AUGGAGUUUACGUCACGCCAAAUGGAGCACAUGAAGAAGAUUCCCUUUCUGGGCAGCCACCGGAAGGUGGUCCUGCAUCCGAUCGUGAUGCUGUCGGUGGUCGACCAUUACAACAGGUGUGCCCAGGGCACCUCGCGACGUGUCGUCGGAACCAUCCUCGGCGAAGUCAUCGAGGGAGAUAUACACAUCACCAAUUCGUUCGCCGUCCCGUUCGAAGAAGAUGCGAAAAACCCGCUCGUCUGGUUUUUCGACCACAAUUACCACGAACACAUGUUCACCAUGUUCAAAAAGAUCAACACGAAGGAGAAGGUGCUCGGUUGGUACAGCACCGGACCCAAGUGCAAGCCAGCGGACCUGGAAAUCCACGAGCUAUAUCGCAAAUACUGCCCGAAUCCGAUCUACGUUAUUGUCGACAUUAGCCAGGUUUUCACGUUGAUGCAGAAAGAGGAGCUGCCAAUAGAGGCGUACAUAUCGGUGGAGGAGCCUACUAGUGACAGGCGGUUCAGGAGGACCUUUGCCCAUGUCCCGUCGGAAAUGGGUGCAUUCGAGGCCGAGGAGGUAGGGUUGGAGCACCUCCUGCGCGACCUCACUAACGUCACCACCUCAACGCUCUCCAAAAAGGUGGAAAGCAAAAUAUCGGCACUAAAGUCCAUGACAUCAAAUCUGGCAGAGAUCACGGACUACAUCAAAGGCGUCAUCAGCGGAGUGUACACCGUCAACCCCGCCAUAAUGUAUAUGCUACAGGUGGGAAGCCGACCAUAUAGUGACAAUGUUGCGCAGAACAUCCUCAACCUCUUCCCGUCGACCGAUAGCGACGAAAUAGUCGAGGCGUUCACAAUUAAUAUGAACGACACGGCGCUCGCCAUGUACCUCGGCAGCAUCAUCCGAGCCAUGCUAGCGCUUCACAACCUCAUCGACAACAUGGUCGAAAACAAGCGUAUAGCCGGCGAGAAGUCGAAAACAUCGACAUAA